Messenger RNA from Lachancea thermotolerans CBS 6340, 1719 nucleotides. RefSeq names its product sugar porter family MFS transporter. Gene Ontology annotation, biological process: transmembrane transport. The transcript has a single exon. Gene Ontology annotation, molecular function: myo-inositol:proton symporter activity. Bases 1 to 1719 code for a protein of 572 amino acids. The record is from RefSeq and is a predicted model, not a curated record. Lineage: Eukaryota; Fungi; Ascomycota; Saccharomycetes; Saccharomycetales; Saccharomycetaceae. Gene Ontology annotation, cellular component: membrane.
AUGAGCUCCUCUUCUCGAAGCAUAGAGCUCAACUCUGUCAACAAUUUCUCGCGAGAUGAAUUGAAGCCUGUCACCAAGCACGACGAAGAUGUGUUUGUGGACUCCUCUGCCGCCAAGAUCGACAUCGAGCAAGAUGCUGAAAAGGCACACUCGGUGCUGAACAGGCAGUUUAACCUCGACGCAGAGGUGGCCCAGCUCAACGAGCUGGGAGACUCCUUCAAGCAGGAACGCUCGCUCUGGAGGAGAAUCUGUUCGCUCGACCUCGGUUUUGAGUUCGAGGACAAACGCUACAUGGUAUAUAUGCUGGGAGCGUUUGCCUCCGCUGCAGGUAUCCUGUCCGGUAUCGACCAGUCUAUCAUUUCCGGUGCUUCUAUCGGGAUGAACAAGGCGCUACACCUGUCGGCUCACGAGGCCUCGAUGGUGUCGUCGCUGAUGCCCUUGGGCGCCAUGGCUGGUUCUGUCAUCAUGUCGCCCCUCAACGAAUGGUUCGGACGUAAGUCGUCCAUUAUGAUCUCUUGUAUAUGGUACACCGUGGGCGCGAUCCUGUGCGCGGCCUCGACGAGCCACCAUCUCAUGUACGCGGGCCGGUUUAUUCUAGGUGUCGGUGUGGGUAUUGAGGGUGGAUGUGUCGGUAUCUAUGUUUCGGAGUCCGUGCCUUCGACAGUGAGAGGUAACCUGGUCUCCAUGUACCAGUUCAAUAUUGCCCUGGGUGAACUGUUUGGGUAUAUCGUCGGUGUGAUUUUCUUCGACGUCCACGGCGGUUGGCGUUUUAUGGUUGGUUCCUCGCUUGUCUUUUCAACAAUUCUGCUGGUCGGAAUGUUCUUUUUGCCUGAGUCGCCUCGUUGGCUGGUUCACAAAGGUCGUAUCGGCGAAGGCUGGAACGUCUGGAAACGUCUCAGGGAUGUGAAACAUGACAACAACAAUCUGGAGUUCUUGGAAAUGAGGCAUGCCGCAGCUCAAGACAAAGAACUGCGCGCCAAUGAAUCGCGUUUCCAAGCUUGGUUUGACCUUAUUCGCAUUCCCCGUAACCGCCGUGCUCUCGUCUAUGCCGUGAUGAUGGUUUCCUUAGGCCAGCUGACUGGUAUCAACGCCAUCAUGUACUACAUGUCCACUCUAAUGGGCCAAAUCGGUUUCAGUGAAAAGAGAUCGGUGGCCAUGUCCAUGGUCGGUGGUGCUGCAUUGCUUCUGGGUACUAUUCCAGCAAUCCUGUAUAUGGACAGGUUCGGGAGACGUACCUGGGCUAACACAAUUGUCUUAUUCACAUUGGGAUUGGUUCUCGUGGGUGUUGGGUACCAGAUCAAUAGGGAGACGAAUCUGCCAGCCGCAGAGGGUGUUUACCUGACAGGCCAAAUUCUGUAUAACAUGGCGUUUGGUUCUUAUUCUGCACUGACGUGGGUUUUGCCUUCUGAGUCUUUCUCGCUGGCCACCAGAUCCGUGGGUAUGACCGUAUGUUCUACCAUGCUGUAUCUCUGGAGUUGGACAGUGACCUACAACUUCGACAGAAUGCAGAAGGCUAUGACGUACACAGGUUUAACCCUUGGGUUCUACGGUGGUAUUGCCAUCGUCAUCGGUAUCCCAUACCAGCUUCUGUUCAUGCCUGAGACAAAGAACAAGACCUUGGAAGAGAUUGAUGACAUCUUCUCCAGACCAACAAUAGACAUCGUGAGGGAGAAUGCUGCGAAUGUGAAAAGAAACUUCGCGCGGGUAUUCAGGCGCUAA